Molecule: messenger RNA, 1155 nt
Organism: Protopolystoma xenopodis
Lineage: Eukaryota; Metazoa; Platyhelminthes; Monogenea; Polystomatidea; Polystomatidae
Source: the annotation of a GenBank genome assembly
UUGUUUAGUCUUAUUCCCAUAUUUGACUAUAUAUCUCUCCAUUGCAAAUAUUUUUUUAGACGAAAGAAGUAUCGGGAUCUCAUUGGUCACCGACUCAUACGUUCUGUUUCUAGUAGCGACUCUCCGGAUUCUAUUUCCGAAGCUAGUCACUCUGUUAGCCCAACAAACGCCAUCGGACGUUGCCCAGCUAGCUACUCUGACACCAACGGUCUGCACUCCUGUUCACUCGGCCAGACCGCCAUCUGCAGUGAUAAUUUCAAUAGCAUGGAGAGUGCUUGUCGGUGGCCUGACGAAGUAUCCCUAAGAUCAACCCAACCAGACCCCCAUUGGUCUUCAUCCCAUAAUCCUAUGUUAGCAGGCAUUGACCAGAAACUGCCUGGUCCAUCAACUGCUCUUGCCUGGCUAGCACAGACUUCCAAACAAUCUUCUAGUAUCCCACUCCACACAAAUCGAAAUGAAGGGGUUCAUUCGUCGCACCAGAUGCCAAUUUCGAAUAACCUUCAACAACCAAAUGUUUCAAAACAAUCAAUGGCGACUCAUUUUCAGGUCGUUAACUCUGCGGCAACUGCUGUUGGUUGGCCAGUCACUACUAUGCCGCCUGGACACACUAUUCAUUCGGUCUCGUCUGCUGGAACACCGACACCUACACAGACUCCGACUCCGACCCCGACUCCCGUCUCGAGCGUCCCUUUUCUCCAUCCCCCCUCAUCUUCUUCCGUUUCUAAUAUACCGGCCUGUGGGGCUAACCAGUCUCUUGGUCACCUAUCUGCCUCAUUUGGAAAUAACCUUGGUGGAAGAUCUUCCAUACCGGGCAUGCCUCUAUCAACACAGCCUGCUCCGCCAGACUCUCAGAGUCUACUAUCAUUUUUGCACUUGACACCUCCAGGCGAAGCCGAUUUGCUCGCCCAGACUCCCUGGUUUCAAGCGUUGAUCCCGCGCGAGAUUGCUCUAGAGCUUCUAGCCAAAGAGGAAAUUGGCAGUUUUCUGGUUCGUGAUAGUGCCACUCAUCCUGGAUGCUGUGCUCUGUCUGUGCGUGUGCCGAACAAAGACAACGCAAAUGGCAUCACGCAUUACCUGAUCCAGCGCACAGUUCGGGGUGUUUCGCUCAAGCUGACCCACUUGCAGGGUUAUUCUCUCGUGUUUUUACGCACAUAG